Messenger RNA from Corythoichthys intestinalis (scribbled pipefish), 3457 nucleotides. It is a transcript of the gene fam241a, whose product is annotated as family with sequence similarity 241 member A. Gene Ontology annotation, cellular component: intracellular membrane-bounded organelle. The coding region runs from base 205 to 624 and encodes 139 amino acids. Lineage: Eukaryota; Metazoa; Chordata; Actinopteri; Syngnathiformes; Syngnathidae. The record is from RefSeq and is a predicted model, not a curated record. The transcript has 2 exons.
UUAAACCUCGAAGAAGAAGGAACGGCAGAAGAAGACGCCAAGAGACGCUUCAGCUUACUCAAGAGUUUUUGUUUUUGUAUUUUUAGCGAAUCGUUAGCAAAUGGCACAACAUUAUCUACGUCGAGCGGUCCCCGGUCGGAACAGGGUUGUCAUCAAUCUUUGCCCAAGAAAUGUUUUCUGAAAAUUGCUGUACUCUCAGAAAUCAUGUCUGCUGUAACGCCACAACCACCUGACUUGGCAGUGGCGUCUUCAGAAAGCCAACGAAGGUGCAGUUCUCUUCCUCAAGCUGUCAAUGACGCGAGACCGACCGAAGCACAACAGCAACCGAACUGGGUUGAGGGGAGCAGGGCCCAACCUUUGAGUAAUCCCACCAUGAGGUGGUUACUAGAGGACAAUCCCAGCAGCAGGCAGCCUCCAAUUGACGACUGCGUGCGGAUGGGGACGCUGUUCGGGAUGUUCAACAAGUGUCUGCGAGGGAUGGGUUUCAGCCAAAUGUACUUUGGGGACAAGAUAGUCGAACCUGUUGUGAUUGUCUUCUUCUGGCUUUUGCUGUGGUUCCUUGGCAUUCAGGCCCUGGGACUGGUGGGAACGCUUUGCAUCAUUAUCAUUUACAUCCAGGACUAAAGAGGUGGCCAUUUUCUGGAAGCUGUGGAUGCUUCUGCACACUGGAUCAACAGUAAAUGCUGAAAAUUGUCGCAUUUUAGCAUUUCUGUGAAUGUAUACUACUCUGACAAUGAUUGACAUCCAACCCUGAGUUUAUCACUAGUAGACGUCCAAACCGUUUGAAGUAGGAGUGUGGCAGCGAAUUAAUGUUUUCAUUUGCUGCCACACACCCACUUCAAACAAAUUGGACGCCUAGCUCUGUCGUUGGCAGCCGAUUCGUUAAAAAUGUCCAAGGGCAUGAUGCCUUUUUUUUUUUUUUUUUUUUUUUUGGUGCAAGGUUAAAGGUCCAUGACAUUGCCAUCCCUAAGGACAUUGAUCAGUCACGCCCUUUCAUAUCAAAACAUCCAUGCAUGUCUUUUGGACCUUGCUUUGUAAGAUGUGGAGGACCGUAAAGUUCACUACUGCUGAUUGCAUUUCCCGGAGGGAAACAAUAAAAUCACGUGGAAAAUGAAAGCAAGUUCCUCUGACUUGUUAAACGUUUCAUGCAAAAAAUAUGCCAACUUAAUUAGGAUUCAUAAGUUUUUAUAAUACUCUAGUAGUGAGUAACAAUGUACCGUAUUGGCCCGAAUAUAAGAAAGUGUAUUUUGCAUUGAAAUAAAACUGAAAAAUGCGGUCUAGACAUACCCAUUCACGGAGCGAUGUUCUGUCAUGACAACUCUCAGCUACUCUCCCCAUUCACGACGCUAGAUGGCGCCAGAUAUCAUUGAAGCGAUGUUCUGUCAUGACAGAUCUCAGCUACUCUCAAGUUUGCAUUGUUUUAUUGCAGUGUUUUUCCUUAUUCAGAUUUGUAUCAAGACUAUAGUUACAGUUAGACUUCACUUUGAUGGUUAAUGCAGUUAUUGCAAUUUUGUUGUUUGGUUUAUUUACAUUUCAAAAACCAGAAGCCAUUCAUUUACGAAUGUGAUUGCACUUUAGUUUACAUAUUUAAAUGUUCAGAUAUUAAGAUUUGAAUGAGGCAAAAGAACAUGCUUUUUCUCUCAAAUAUAUUGUAAUUAUUUUCUGUAUAAAAAUUAAUUUGGUGUUCAAAAAGUCUUUUUUUCAAACUUGAGUUUUGAAAAAGAGGGGGUCGUCUUAUAAUCAGGGCCGUCUUAUAUUCGGGCCAAUACGGUAUAUUGCCAAAAUGAUAUAAAACUUUCUAUUGGCAUUUUACAUAGAUAUAAAUAGACUUGUUCCUGCAAUGUACAUCACUGCCAGCAAAUGGCACCCAAUUUGCGUGGACUUAAAACAUUCAAUAUGCCAUGGUAGUAUCGACAAACGGCCUCAGCACUUAGUGUUUGCUAACCGUACGUGAGUAAUGUAAGACGAUUGGAAACACAUAAUAAAGACAAUUCAUUCCAAUAUCAAAUUUAGAAUAAAGCAGUCAUAAGUCAAAACCACUGGUUAGAAAUAGACUUUACCAUUUACAUCUGUAUGCAAUUAUGCUGCGCAUGUUUACACUUGUUUUAGGUUGCAGCAAUACUUCAGGUAUUUAACCUCUGCGGCGGGGGGGCGGGCGUCUUUGUUGUACAGUUUUUUUCACCAAAUUUAAAAUGUGCUAUAUCAUGGGAUAUCGGUAUAUGACAUUUUUUCCCAUAUUUAACAGUACUUGGGGCAGCGCGCUGACCUGAUUGUGUAUUCCAGUGUACGUCAGAUUUAAUACAGUGCUCAUUGAAACGCCAAAAAGUGGUAAAGCUCAUUUUUCUUCAAUAAAUUCUGAUGACAAUUUUUAAAACACUUUCCUAUAGCAUCACAAAAACAAAAGCAAAAAGCCAAAAUUUUAACUCAUUGGCUGCCAUUGAUGACAAUAGAUGUCCCAUUCAAUUUGGGGGGCGGCAGCAAUCACUCAAUUGCUGUCAACCCUCCUAGUCAAAAUGGUUUGGACUUCAACGCCGAUGAAACAUGAUCACUCAAUGCCAGCCAUCCCCGUUUACAUGGAUUUGAUGUCUAUGUCAAUGGCAGUGAAUGAGUUAAAUAUUCAAGGACAAUAUUUACAUUAUAUACAAAUACCUUCAAUAUUUCAGUGACUGUGUAACAACUACUCUAGUGUAACUUAGUCUAAUGGACAAUACAAGUUUUUUAUCAUGUGAAACUGAAAUGACAGAACCACUGAGUGAGAGGCUGUAAUAUACAUGUAUAUAAAUAUGACUUGGGGGAGGGGGUCAAUGUCCAUUGCUGCCUUCUGAUAGGAUGCGGCUCGGCUCUGUGAACUUAGCUGUAGCAAUGUAGAACAAGGCGGGACCGGGAACGAGAGCCAACAGCGGAAGGUCCUGCUCCAGCUUGUCGAGGCGUGAGAUGGAGAUGAUGCCAUACGCAUGGAGUAACCAGUGACUGAACAGGACUACCAGGCGCUUCUUCUUGGCAACCAGGUUUUUGAAGGUCUGUUUGGAGAGUUGAGAAGAACGAGUCAUGAAAGAGUUCAUUAUUCUGGAAAACUCACAGUUAAAACAAAUGUUACUGUAGUUAGGUAGUACUUUCAUGCGUUUUCUCAAUCAGUCACAUUGUCAUGCUUAACUGAGAACUUAUUAUAUAGUCCAGUGAAGAAAUAGAUAUAUUAGGCGGGACUAGAUUUAAAAGAAGAAAUUCAAAUUCGUGACUAAGCAAUAAAUUAACCCCUUGAUACCUGAAUUCACACUUAACAAAUAUACAUCAAAAAGUCAUGGGGGAAUACAUAAUAUAUAUAGACAGAAAAUUUUAAUUGACAAAUACAACAAAAAAAUUGGAAAAUCCUAGAUCACAAUAUUUUUAAAAAUACUAAAAACUAAAAAUUAGAAAAUAUAGAUAAUUACAGAUUAAAAUAAAACUUGAAAAAAGAUGA